Messenger RNA from Exserohilum turcica Et28A, 666 nucleotides. RefSeq lists its product as uncharacterized. The coding region runs from base 1 to 666 and encodes 221 amino acids. NCBI's taxonomy places the organism in Eukaryota, Fungi, Ascomycota, Dothideomycetes, Pleosporales, Pleosporaceae. The record is from RefSeq and is a predicted model, not a curated record. The transcript has a single exon.
AUGCCUCGCAAAAUAGCUCAGCAAGUGACUAUGAUCCGCUCUGAUUGCGCCUUCUGCCGCAAGGCAGAGCUAAAGGGAAUAACAGUGCCACAAGUCUGUCGCUUCUGCGGGCGACGAGGGAAAAUCUUCUUUCGCCUGCCCAAGCCAAUCAACGUGGACAGGGAACAACGCAAAGUUUACAUCGACACCAUUCCCAGAAUGCUAAGUUUCACCGGGGGCAUGCCAGACGUGGUUGGGCAAGUUCAGCGGCUCCAUGCGCAAAGCUUGGAACGAAAGGGCGGCGCAAGUGCAAAUCACGACAGCCAACUAUCCAAAGUGGAAGGGUGCACGACAAUUACACUUCAGGCUGAAGACACAGUGCUGCAAACACCAGCCAUUACAGUCACUUCGGAAAACUCGCCGCCGCUUAUGGACGUAGUGACGUGGACAACGUUUGGCUGUAGGACGUGGCAGGGCGUGGAUAUGCAUCUUGCUUUUAGAGCAGCAGAGAUGAAUGCUAAUCGCAAGCGGCAUAGGAGGAGCAGCAGUUGCAAGCGCUGUGUGAGAGACGAGGAGACGAAUAGAAAAUGGGGCGGAGUGAUGGCGGAGCUGAGGGGCACAGUGGCAUGGGAAGACGAGCUGACGGAGGCGGCGGGGGUACUGAAAUUGCAAGACGAGCAGGUGUAG